This is a messenger RNA of Pectinophora gossypiella (pink bollworm), 593 nucleotides long. RefSeq lists its product as uncharacterized. The record is from RefSeq and is a predicted model, not a curated record. Lineage: Eukaryota; Metazoa; Arthropoda; Insecta; Lepidoptera; Gelechiidae. The transcript is spliced from 2 exons. Bases 131 to 523 code for a protein of 130 amino acids.
GGCUUUAUGGUAACUUUGACGCGCAAAGCUGACAGGUACGAUCACGAAAUGUUAUGAGCUUAAAGUAAAAAAAACCUCAAAUAUUAGGUGUAAUGAGAAAUUCGAUGAGGUAGACCGGUAGUAGCAUGCGAUGCCGAAGUGUGGGGACACGUAUUGCAAGGAUGGCGCCAUAUACGAGCGGUGUGGGCAGUGUAUUACGCAGGAGGGGGUGACGGAGGAUUUCCACCCCGUUCGCACCCUGCCUGAGGAAGUCACUUGGGACUGCCCCGGGCCAUGUGUACCACAGCGAUGGAGUCUAUACUACUGCACGACAGUCCUCUUAGAGAAGUCUUUACAACUAUACCGUUUCCUUACGGAGACAAUAUACGGUGACUCCUACAACUGGAGCUUGGUGAAAAGCAUCGGUCUCUUCGCCUUCGGCAUCAGAAUGAUACUCAACAUCAGCAAAAGCAUACAAGAAGAAUGUGACAAGAAGAAAAAGUGCCAAGAAAUGAAGAAACGGUUCCCAAAACACAUGAAAUAAAUCUUUCUAAACAUAUAAAUUACAUGUAUUUUAAUAAACAUUUACUUUAGCAUUAGAUGGAUAUUAUUUA